AUGGAUGCUGCUGACCAAAUUGCAUAUUUUAUAUGGAAUAAAGGGGGUUAUAUGGCUAAAUGCAUUCGGAUAUGGGGAAAUUAUUUCAUAAAGACAGGAGAGCUUCUUCCUUACUGCCAAGGUAAACAUACCAAACUCGAAAGCUUAAUUGAUGACGAGGAUUUUAGUGAAAAUUGUAUAGAGUGGUUAAGGCAACAAAAACCAGAAAGAGGAUGUAUAGAAAUUAUAUGUAUUCAUGGGGUUUUAAAUAUGAUGAGAGAAGAAAGGGUAUUUUCUUUGACAGUCAUGAGUGACCAGAUGUGGUGGCGUAUAGGAACGAAUGGAGAGAAAGAAUACGUUCAAAUAACACAUGAUGAGUGUUAUUCCUAUGCUACGAUGGGCAGCGAUGAAUUUGGAUUCAGAAAGCUAUAUGAAAAUCCGUAUAUUAAAGAUAAAGAAACAUUUGUGAUUCGUUCUGUUCAGGUAAAUGGAUAUUGGAAGGCAGAGCAUAUGCUUGAACAGCUUGUAAGUAAAGUAAUCCCAGUAUUUGAAAUAUUGCACCCCAGAUGUAUCGGUGUGUUUUGCUUCGAUCAAUCUACUAAUCAUAAUGCUAUGGCAGAGGAUGCACUAAUCACAAAAAGGAUGAACUUGAGUUCUGGAGGGAAACAACCGGUGAUGCGAAAUGGUUGGUUUAUUGAUGAAACUGAAAAAAAAUAUGUGCAACUGAUAGUAUUUCCGAAUAAUUAUCAAAAAGAGAAGUUAAGAGGCAAGCAAAAAGGUUUGAGGCAAGUGCUUGAAGAGCAAAAACUCUGGCCUGCAGAAAAGGUUCUGCUAGUAUGCAAAAAAUGUUCUGAAAAAUGUACUGAUAAUGGCCCAGAAAAGUUGGAUUGCUGCACACAUAGAAUCAUGUCAUUGCAGCCCGAUUUUCUUGAACAACGGUCCCUGUUAAAAGAAGCUGUAAUUAAUGCAGGGCACAUUUUUGAACGCUAUCCAAAGUUUCAUUGUGAGUGUAACUUUAUCGAACAAUAUUGGGGUUUUAUGAAACAAGAAGCAAGAAGAUUAUGUAAUUAUAAUUAUAAGGAUUUAGUAAAUCUUGUUUCGGAAGUUCUUAAGAGUGUUCCUGUAACCACUAUUCGCAAAUUUUCCUGGCUAAAAGGUGUAGCUGCUGAGUAG
Molecule: messenger RNA, 1152 nt
Organism: Cetraspora pellucida
Lineage: Eukaryota; Fungi; Glomeromycota; Glomeromycetes; Diversisporales; Gigasporaceae
Source: the annotation of a GenBank genome assembly